UCGUGGAAUCCCGUGAUCAAUUUGUAGGCAUUUUUAGCAUACGAGAGAAAAGAGAGAAAAGGAGGAGACAAAAACCCAGACCCUCCCAUCUGCAGAACGUCGCGGGAGGUUGUGAAAGCGGAAAUUAACGGCCAUUUCUCUUCAGCCGUCAUCAGAUCUGCUUCAUCUGCUUCUUUCUCUUACCACUACAUUUUCUUCCUCCGGAAAUGGGUACCACUGCUAAGUCUACAAACUCUCUUGCUUUCUUCUUCAAUCAUUAUUCUCAUGUUAGGGUUUCUUUCCAUGCUCUUAAUUUUUAUUAUUAUUGUCGUAGUUUUAGUUCCACUUCUGCUAAAACUACCAAUAGUGGUAGAGAUAUUGUGGAAAGCCCCAAUCAGUUCUUGAAAACUGUGAGAGAUCGAUGCAGAUCUCGGAGCUUUAGGAAUCUUGAUGAAGCCUUAGGUGUGUUUGAUAGAAUGCUUCACAUGCACCCUUUGCCUCCCAUCGUGGAUUUUAAUCAAUUGCUGGGUGCAAUCGCAAGAAUGAAGCAUCACUCAACUGUUAUUACUUUGAUUAAAGAAAUGGAACAGUCAGGAAUUGCUCCCGAUGUUUAUGUUCUGAGUGUUUUGAUUAAUUGCUUCUGCCAUUUGAACCGGGUGGAUUUUGGCUUCUCUAUUUUAGCAAGAGUUUUGAAACUUGGUUUUCAAUCGAACUAUGUAAUUCUUAGUACUCUUGUCAAGGGUCUCUGUCUUCAGGGUAAAAUUGUUGAAGCUGUGAAGUUGGUUAACAAAAUGGAGAAUAUAGGCUACAAACCUAAUACAAUUACCUAUGGAACGAUUAUGAAUUGUUUGUGUAAAAUAGGCGAGACCAAUGAAGCUAUUGGGUUGUUUAGGAAGAUGCAAGAAGGAAAUCUUGAACUUAAUGUAGUACUGUAUAACACAAUCAUUGAUAGUUUGUGUAAGGACAGAUUGGUAACUGAGGCUUUGAAUUUUUUUUCUGAAAUGACGAGUAAAGGAAUUCAGCCAGACGUUUUUACUUACAAUUCUUUAAUUCAGGGUCUAUGCAAUUUCGGCCGGUGGAAGGAGACAAUCAAACUAUUGAAUGCGAUGGUGCAAAGGAAAAUCAUGCUAGAUUUGUGCACAUUCAGCAUAUUGGUGGACACGCUUGGUAAAGAGGGGAAGUUGAAAGAGGCUGAAGAAGUUUUUAAUGUGAUGAUUCAGAGAGGCGUAGAGCCGGAUACAAUCACAUACAAUUCUUUGAUUGAUGGUUAUUGUUUGCAAAAUAGAAUGGAUGAAGCCGUCAAAGUAUUUAAUACGAUGGUUCGAAAGGGUUGUUUGCCUUCUAUUGUUAGCUAUAGCAUAUUGAUCCACGGAUAUUGUAAAAAAAAAAGAAUUGAUGAGGCAAUGAUUCUCUUCCGUGAAAUGACUAUCAAUGGCAUGAUUCCCAAUGUUGUCACUUACACCACUCUUAUUGGCGGAUUUUGCCGAGUUGGGAGACCUAAGACUGCACUAGAGCUACUUCAGAAGAUGCGAGGUUGUGGCCAACAUCCCAAUGUCCAAACUUAUGCUAUUUUGUUAGAUGGCCUAUGUAAGAAUCUACACUUUCCAGAGGCAAUGGCAUUGUUUCAAGUGAUGGAAGACAAAAAGUUAGACCUUAAUAUUGUGAUUUACAACAUCUUGAUUGAUGGUAUGUGUAAUGUUGGGAAACUUACAAUUGCAAGAGAACUCUUUAAUACUCUUCCUACCAAAGGCUUUCAAGCUAAUGUUCGGACUUAUACUAUAAUCAUCAAAGGGCUUUACAAAGAGGGACUAUUAAAUGAAGCGAGGGAGCUAUUUGAAAAAAUGGAGGAGAACGGUUGCUCACCUGACCAUGUCACAUAUAACACAAUCAUCCAAGGCUUCUUGCAACAUAAUGAGACAUCGUGGGCAGUGCAAUAUCUCCAAAUGAUGGUUGACAAGGGUUUCUCAGCAAAUGCGACCAUUGCAACCAUUUUGAUCGACUUGUUGACUACUAAUCAGGCAGAUAAAACAUUACAAGAUUUUUUACUAAAAUCUGUGUGAAAGAUUUCUAGUUCUUCAGCUUGCAGGACAAAUUUGAUAUUCUAACCUUUACAUAGUCAAUCUUUAAGGCAGUAAAGCUGCAAGUCAUUAAGGUAAUAUUUCUCUCCAUGACAUUUGGACUACCGUAGUGUCUUAAUUACUAUUCCUCUUUUGCUAUAAGUUUUUUAAUGUUUUUUUAGUUAAUUUGUUUUGUGUUAAUUAACUGUUUAGUUUCGGUCCUUAAACAUGUGUUGUCACCAAUACAUUUUGUUGCCUAACUCUUAUUAAAUGCUUUUUGCUGGUAGGUUGAAUUCUGCUCUUCUAGGAGUGGUUUCCAGUUCAUCAUUGUAUGUUGUUCGCUUAUCUAACUAGUUGUCCUUUAACACUUUUCCUUCCCUGCAAAAUGGUACUCCAGUGGACCAGAAUUUCACUUUCUUUGAAUGCCAUGAAAGACGAAGUUGCAGUUCAUUUGAGGCUUAGAAGUCUAGAAUUUUAGUGUGAACUUUGAAUUGACUUGACAUGGCCAGUUGCUGCUUACUACUUGCCAGAAAUUUAAUUUGGCCUUAUUAAUAACAUUGACGAAUAACUCAAUUUGGGUAGGUUACAGUAAGCUUCUGGUUCUUUUUUUAUUUUAUUUUAUUUUAUUUUUUAUUUUUAUUAUUUUUUAUCAUUCUUUAAAAUCUGAAACUUCUCCUUAAAUGAUAUUUUUAAAUAUCAUUGCCUUCGGUAACUGAUGAUCAGCAUGGUCAUAUAAUUCUCACUCAAGAUAGUGUAAUUAUUCAGGUAUACAAAAAUUAGUGCAAAUGUAAUUUCUCAACAUGUUUUGUUCUUAUUGAUUUAUAUAGUUUUAAGAGUCAUGUUUUAAAUUCUUGCAGAGAUAUCAUGAUUGAAGGAACACUCUUGAAGGUCUAGGAGCUUGGUGGUUAUGUGUUGUUGAUUUUAUUUGAUGCUGCUGGAUAUUGGAAGUUGGAUGUUGGUGGUUAUGUUCAGCUGGAUUUUACAAGUUAGAUGCUGCCAGUUUUUUGGAUUUUACAGGUUGUUGCUUUUGUUUUAUUUCUAGUUUGAUGACACUGCUGGAUUUUACAAGUUGAAUGCUGCCGGUUUUUUGGUUGACGAAGCUUCUAGUUUUUGGGUCGAUCCUACAUUGCUACUACUAGUUUUUAGUUUCAAAUUAUGUAUUUUUUAAUAUUCGAUUUUUAUUCUUAGUUUUGUGUUUAUUUGAAUCAGUUUGAAUUUUGGAACAACCCCAUUUGACAAUUGUCUUUGAUUUGUUGUUUUGUGUUGACUUAGAUUUUAAA
This is a messenger RNA of Corylus avellana, 3316 nucleotides long. The record is from RefSeq and is a predicted model, not a curated record. NCBI's taxonomy places the organism in Eukaryota, Viridiplantae, Streptophyta, Magnoliopsida, Fagales, Betulaceae.